Molecule: messenger RNA, 4340 nt
Organism: Oncorhynchus nerka (sockeye salmon)
Lineage: Eukaryota; Metazoa; Chordata; Actinopteri; Salmoniformes; Salmonidae
Product: protein ANKUB1
Molecular function (GO): protein binding
Source: RefSeq, a predicted model, not a curated record
AUGUCUGACAUUCGGGAGCCGGUUGUGCGUGUGUUCAGUGCCGUGACGGGGGAGACCCUCUCAGUCUUGGGCACUGUGUUUCUCCUGAGUACGUCUGUGGCCAGGCUCAUGACCCUGGUGUCCCAGCAGUGUGGGCUUCCCGUCAGCUCCUUCAGACUGAGCUCUCCCACCGGCCUGCAACUCUACGACUGCAACCGGCUGCACGACUACGCCAUUGACCUGGGGGCUACUCUACGGUUGGACACCUGGGAUGGGUGGGCGGAGUUCCUCAGAGGCUGCUUCCUGGGACACAGACUGACCGUCCAACGACACCUGUCUAGAGAGAGACCUGUGAUGAGGUUCCAGCUCCGGGUGGCACUCUACAUCGCUGCUUCUCUGGGCCACCUGGACCUGGCCGGCUGGCUGCUGGAGAGGGGGGUGCGUCAUUGAGCCGGUGGGGUUCACCCUUACCGUGAGUGGUGCCACCAGACGGCCCACCCCGACGUCGCCAAGUGUCCCGCUGUCGCCUCCAUCGAGCGCGGCCAGCUCACCAUCCUCAAACUCUUUAUCGCCAGCAGCGUUCUGACCCUUGCCUGUCGGGAUCCCCAGGGUCGUGACCCCCUGAGGAUCGCCCUCCAGUACGGCCACAGGGAGUGUGUGAGUCACCUGGCCACCAAGCUGUGCUCUGUGGUGGUCCUCCCAGGUAUGGCCCUGCCCAUGCGGACAUACCUCCAGAUAAAGGGCUGGGUGAGGCUGGGGCAGAGGAGGGCAGCAUCCAGGCACUGCAUGGGCCUCAACAGGGCUCCGUUCAGGACCAGGGUGGGCGACACGGUCCUGGUGGACGGCUUCACCCUCCCCAAGAUGUCCUCCAAGCCCAGGAGGAGUGAGGCCAAGGCGGGUAUCAGGGUGAUGUCCACAGCCUCUCGACGUUUGACCCCCAUCAACUGCCCAUCUCAUGUAUCCUGCCCACUCCGCGCCCUGGCAUCCCAGGAUAAACCUCUACGACUACCGAAACUACACCCUGUGGCCACGAGGGAUGAAAGAGAGAAGAAGAGGGGAUGUGGAGGGAAGGGAUGUGAGGAGGAUGAGAGUGGGGAUCAGAACAGCAACCAAUGGAGGAGCAGAGUCCCGCUCCCGCCCAUUUCCAGAGACACCAAUCUCAGACCUGUGUUUGCCUCGCCAAACUCCGCCCAGAUACUCACCACCUCACUGGAGGCCUUUUCUCUCCACUGCGACCGCACACCCAGAGAAAACGCCAUAAACUGUUUGACCUUGGCCAGUGCCUUCACACAGAGACCAUGGUUGCAGCAGCUGAAUGUAGCGCGGACUCUGGCCAGGAGGAGUGCUCAGCAUUUUGGGUAGACACCAGGAUCCUGGUCAUUAGACUGCUGAACAGCUUCUACCCCCAAGCCAUUAGACUGCUGAACAGCUUCUACCCCAAGCCAUUAGACUGCUGAACAGCUUCUACCCCCAAGUCAUUAGACUGCUGAACAGCUUCUACCCCCAAGUCAUUAGACUGCUGAACAGCUUCUACCCCCAAGCCAUUAGACUGCUGAACAGCUUCUACCCCCAAGUCAUUAGACUGCUGAACAGCUUCUACCCCCAAGUCAUUAGACUGCUGAACAGCUUCUACCCCCAAGUCAUUAGACUGCUGAACAGCUUCUACCCCCAAGUCAUUAGACUGCUGAACAGCUUCUACCCCCAAGACUGAUGAACGUUAAUUAAAUGGCCACCUGCACUAUUUGCAUUGACCCCCUUUGUUAUUGAUGUAUUUUUCUAAUUGUUUUCGACUGACUCUCUUGAAUUGGCUCGAUGCACACUCACUACACUCUACCCACACAUUCACUGUGACACUGACCGACUUUCACACCAGCUGCUGCUACUGUGUUUAUUAUCUAUACUGAUUGCCUAGUCACUUUUACCCUUACCUACAUGUACAUACUGUAUUACCUCGACUGCCUCGCACCCAUGCACAUUGACUCGGUACUGGUACUCCUUGUAUAUAGCCUUGUUAUUGUGUUACUAUUUAAAAAAUAUGUUCUUACUUUUUAACUCUGCAUUGUUGGGAAUGUGCUCGUAAUAAAGCCUCUCACAGUUGUUUUCGGCGUAUGUGACCAAUACGAUUAGAUUUUCAUCUGAACAAAUGAAUGCUCUUGUUGUUAUAAUGAGGAAUUUAUUUAAAUAAUUUGGUUUUCCUUGAAGAUUUGAAUGGGCUGGGAAAGCCUUUCGUGAUGGAUCUAGACAAUCUGGUGAAAAGGGAGGGUUUGCGACUCUUCUCUUCAAGUGGGAAGGACGAUGCGAUAUCAUAAAUUCCCUCUGGAGAAAAGGAGCCAUGAGAUGUUGUCAUCGUCUCUGCAACGAAAGACCAUCCAGCAUGCCAUCAAUUUACAUUUUUACUCAUUUAUCAGACAUUGUUAUCCAGAGAGACUUACAGGAGCAAUUAGGAUUAAGUGCCUAGCUCAAGAGCACAUUGACAGAUUUUGCCUCGUGAACUCAGGGAUUCUGAACCAGCAACUUAUCGGUUACUGGCCCAACCUCUUAACCCACUAGGCUACCACCCAGCCCACAGUACAGUAUGUCAUAGGUAACAACUCAGAGGAGUACAAUGUCUAUUCAAAUGAAUUAGUGGAAUGGUAAAGGGAUAAUGUCUCAGUCUUGACUGAGCAGCAGCCUAAACAGCAGCAGGGCUUACCUGUAAAGUACACAGUAGGGGAAAUGUUCUGAGGCUGGUACUCCAGAGACUCUUGAGGACAGAGGUCAUUUCUAACUUCCGUGGAACCCUGGUUGGUGGGAAAAGGCACAUUAAAACAAACUGAAAAAUGUUCGAUAUCUUAAAGUACAGUAUAACAAUUGCAAAGAAGCAGUGCAAUGCCAUGACACAAAUAAUCAUAUAUUUCAUAAAAGGUCAACAGCAGUGUUAUUCAUGAAAGAUGUAUGUGUACUAUACCUUUGUGUUAAAGGUGAGGACCUGCUCUCCAGUACCGCUGAUGGUAUCCCUUUCCAAAUCAAACACGCCUUUUACAAUGUCACUGGUGGCCACGCUGGUAGCGGACUCAAAAUAACAUUUAGCAGUGGCUUUGGUGAUCAUUUGAAGAAUGACCAUGCAAGUAGAAGUCUUUGGAUCGUUCUGGACUGAAACAUCAAAGUUUAUAUUUUCAUACUCAUCUGACCACUGUCUCAGGAAGCCCUUCACUGUCUCUUCAGCAAAUAUCUGGAGAAGCUGAGAGGGGAGCUCCUUGGAUAUGGCGCAUUGUUCCUUUCCCCAUUUCAGCCUUGAAAGAAUGGAGUCUGAAGCACUUUUGGCUGCUUCCAAUGUUAAGACCUGUGGAGUGCUGUGGCUGUCCUGAAGGGCUAUAACUUUAUCCACCAAUUCAUGGCUGAAAAUGUGGAUUGUCCAAGUGGAAAUUAUUUUUCUCAAUUUCCUAACAGCAGAUCGGAGGUCGUCAAGAUGAGAAGCACCCUGUCCAUCUUCCUGUGUGUUCUCAACACUUUCCACCAUAAUGUCCACUACCACCCCAGCAGCUUGCCUGACUUUGUCCACAAAGGUUACAGGAAGUAAGUCCUCUGUGUGAAAGAAGUCCUCAAUGAUUGUGUUUCUAACAAUGGGAAAGUCAAUCUGAGCAGGAAACUCAGUGGGGAUGGGAGUCCCGGGUAAGGCAAAGUGCCAUUUCGACUGCCUUAAUUUUGAAGUAGGUGUUAGAGAGAUGGAGGAGUGUGAAGAAGAGGUAUUUCUUGUAUUUGGGCUGUCAGCACUCCUACAACGGAUCGUGCCAAUAUCCUCCAGCAUGGAUCCUGAGAGCUCAGUGGUUUUAGAUAGUAAUUUGUGCGGAAUGUCCACACAGGCAUCGUUUCCACCAGGUGUAACACUGCUCUGGUUGACCUCAAGAUGGCCAAGACUUGCUCUUUGUGAUGCAGGACUGCUUUGAUAUGUAAAGAUUUGGAUUGAACCAAGUGUUGUGUCUGAUCUUUGAAGAUCUUUUCUGAGAAACUCCGUAAUCUUACUUUGCAGACUGUAGUAGAUGUUACGAGCAACAGACCAGAUCCUUUUCUCAGAAACCUGUCCAGUGGUGAGCAGGGAGGUUCCAGAUACCAUGUCAGAUGAUUGGGUGGUCUGGCUGAGCUCCUGCUGGUCUUUCACCGUGGUUUGUAUAAUAUCAGUAGAUGUGGUGGAUGUAGAUACAGACUGGAGGUACUUAUCUGUUGUACCUUCCUCCACAACGUUAAAUGACCUAGAGAGGACCUCACUCACUCCUUUCUCAGCUUUGGUUUGGAACUCAUGACUAGAGAGUUUUUGGAGGCUCUUUGUUGAAAGACUGUGGGAAGAUGCAAUGCCUUUGGAGGCAGCCGUGCUGCAAUCUAGA